Molecule: messenger RNA, 270 nt
Organism: Phaeodactylum tricornutum CCAP 1055/1
Lineage: Eukaryota; Bacillariophyta; Bacillariophyceae; Surirellales; Neidiaceae
Exons: 1
Biological process (GO): vesicle-mediated transport
Cellular component (GO): membrane
Source: RefSeq, a predicted model, not a curated record
UUUGUUAUCAACGCUACGAUCGGCAACAUUAUCAGUUUGUCGGGGUCUUUCUUUUUGUCGGGACCGCACGCGCAGUUGCAAAAAAUGUGGCACGAAACGCGUCGCGUUGCCACGGCCGUCUACCUGGCGUCACUGAUACUCACCCUGCUGAUUGCCUUUGGCAAACCGCCGGGGCCUAACGCUUUUUAUCUGCUGGUACUCAUGGCGUGCCAAUACGUGACCAUUACGUGGUACUGCUUGAGCUACAUUCCUUUUGCUAGGGAUGCCGUG